This is a messenger RNA of Sapajus apella (tufted capuchin), 246 nucleotides long. RefSeq names its product probable histone-lysine N-methyltransferase PRDM7. The transcript has 3 exons. The annotation marks the transcript as partial. The record is from RefSeq and is a predicted model, not a curated record. Gene Ontology annotation, biological process: regulation of DNA-templated transcription. Lineage: Eukaryota; Metazoa; Chordata; Mammalia; Primates; Cebidae.
UCCAAGGAAGUAUGGGCAGAGAUGGGAGACUGGGAGAAAACUCGCUAUAGGAAUGUGAAAAGGAACUAUAAUGCACUGAUUACUAUAGGUCUCCGAGCCACUCGAUCAGCUUUCAUGUGUCACCGAAGGCAGGCCAUCAAAUUCCAGGUGGAUGACACUGAAGAUUCUGAUGAAGAAUGGACACCUAGGCAGCAAGUCAAACCUCCUGGGAUGGCCUUCAGGGUGGAACAGAGUAAACACCAGAAG